Molecule: messenger RNA, 744 nt
Organism: Plasmodium vinckei vinckei
Lineage: Eukaryota; Apicomplexa; Aconoidasida; Haemosporida; Plasmodiidae
Product: erythrocyte membrane antigen 1
Exons: 2
Coding region: 1-744 (247 amino acids)
Source: RefSeq, a predicted model, not a curated record
AUGAAGGUAAUGUCAUUAGACCUAAUAUCCUCAAUAAUAUUUAGUAUAGUUUUAGCAAGAAGCACUUUGGGUUCGGAGGCCGUCACAGGUUGCUUUCCAUUUUGUAUAAAAAAAACAAAGAAAAGCCAUAAGACAACAGAUGAACCAUAUAAAAGUAAGGAUGCCUAUGAUCCUGAUAUUCCAAAUAUCAAAUUUAUAGAUGAAUUUAGUCCAAAGGUAAUAGAAAUUUGCAAAGUAAAUCAACCUAGAUUAGGUGAGCUCUUUAUCUCAGAAACUGAUGGUGCCAUCGUUGAUAAAGUGACCGGAUUUUUAAGAAGAGAAAAUGAUUCCAUGAGACAAGGAUGGUAUAUUAGGCCAUAUGAAGAAGAUUAUGAACAUAUGAUUAAGGUUAAAUUUAUGCCUCUUAAUAAAAAUAAUCAAUCUUUUCAAUCCAACCAAACAAACGUACAUAAACAAGAUGGUACACCAUCUGCAAUGCUUAAGGCGGCUGAAAAACGAGAAUUGCCAAAAGAACAAAAAUUAAGUACAAUAAAUGAAAAAAACUCAAGUGCAUUACAUGAAGAUAAAGAAGAACUUGAUAAAGAAAAUGAAAAUAAAAGUGAAGACGAAGAUGAUGAAUUAUAUGUAGCAAAUUUGAUAGCUCGAUUAUUUCCAGAACAUGAAGAAAAUGAGCAAUUUAAAGAGAAAAUAAGGAAGCAAUGCCGUAUAGUAAGGAAAUGGGAAAAGGAAAUGAAGGAAAAUUAA